This is a messenger RNA of Aspergillus fijiensis CBS 313.89, 2643 nucleotides long. RefSeq lists its product as uncharacterized. Gene Ontology annotation, molecular function: tRNA threonylcarbamoyladenosine dehydratase activity; ubiquitin-like modifier activating enzyme activity; hydrolase activity. Lineage: Eukaryota; Fungi; Ascomycota; Eurotiomycetes; Eurotiales; Aspergillaceae. Gene Ontology annotation, cellular component: mitochondrial outer membrane. The transcript has 6 exons. The record is from RefSeq and is a predicted model, not a curated record. The coding region runs from base 1 to 2643 and encodes 880 amino acids. Gene Ontology annotation, biological process: cyclic threonylcarbamoyladenosine biosynthetic process.
AUGUCAUCCUGGCUUCAGCGCCAGGGUAGCUCCCAUCAGUCGCAGCUGGCUGCUACGGCCGUACUCUCGGGCGCCGCAGUCGCUGGCGUCAUUCUCGGCUACCAAGCGCUUCGGCGGAAAGAAGCCGUCCAGCAGCUCAAGGCCUCGAUCCCAAGUAUCGACGAACAACAUCACGCAGAGAAGCUCACAGAUUAUGGAGUCUCCGCCGCCACGCAACUGAGCAAAGAAGACGAGCGCAGCGCCGCUCUCGCCCGUCGAGCACAAGAAGGCGAUUACGAUGACGGUAUGCCACGGCUCCGAUCCUCCUACAUCGUGGUCGUCGGCUGCGGCGGGGUGGGCUCGCACGCGGUGGCCGCGCUGGCGCGCUCGGGCGUGUCCAAGAUCCGGCUGAUUGACUUCGACCAGGUGACGCUCUCGUCGCUGAACCGGCACGCGCUGGCGACGCUGGCGGACGUGGGCACGCCCAAGGUGCACUGCAUCCGCAAACGCCUGGAGCAGAUCGUGCCGUGGGUGAAAUUCGACUGCCGCAACGAGCUGUUCGGCGGAUCGGUGGCCGAGAAGCUGCUGGCGCCGUGGGCGCAGAACGACGGCGACAAGGGCCGCAAGCCGGACUUCGUGCUCGACUGCAUCGACAACAUCACCUCCAAGGUGGAGCUGCUGCACUACUGCCACACCCAGGGGAUCCCCGUCAUCUCCGCCAUGGGCGCCGGCUGCAAGUCGGACCCGACCCGCGUGACGGUUGGGGACAUCUCGCACAGCACGGACGACCCGCUGUCGCGCAGCACGCGCCGCCGCCUCAAGCUCCUCGGCGUGACGACCGGCAUCCCCGUGGUGUUUUCGACGGAAAAGCCCGGCCCCGGGAAGGCGACCCUGCUGCCCCUGGCCGAGGAGGAGUUCUCCAAGGGCCAGGUGGGCGAGCUAAGCGUGCUGCCGGACUUCCGCGCGCGCAUCCUGCCCGUGCUGGGCACCAUGCCCGCCGUCUUCGGCUACACUCUCGCCAACCACGUCAUCUGCGCCAUCGCCGGCUACCCGCAGGACUACAGUAUCGGCGGCAAGGGCCGCGAGAAGCUGUACGACGGCGUCCUGGCCGCCCUGCAAGGCACCCACGAGCGUCUGGCCCGCGCCGAGUACGGGCCCACCCUCGUCGGCCUGCGGUUGCCCGUCAGCAAGGAUGAUGUCGGCUACCUGGUCGACGAGAUUUGGCGCGGCAAGAGCGCCGUCAGCGGUCUCCCCAGUCGCGUCUGCCUGGUGCCAUGGGAGCGGCCGCCGCGCGGCUUCGCCCCGGACCCGGAGUGGAUGCAGCAGGGCCAGACCUAUGUGCCUGUCGAGAUGAAGAACCUGGUCUGCAUGACCAAGGAUGAGGCUACCCGCCAUGAGAAGGAGGUUCUGCUCGGGGGCAAGACGCUCGAGGAACUGUACGAUGAAAAGACGAUCGAGAUGAACGCGCUGAAUCCCACCCGCCGGGUCAAACGAUACACGCGCCCAUUGAUCGACUACGUGCGCAACGAAUGGCAAUCCAACACCAAGUACUCGUCGGGGUCGUCGCCCGACCGCUCCGACACGCCCCGAUGGGUGCAGAUGGUCCUGUCCAUCGUCACGGCCCCGCGCUUCCGGCGCUAUGCGAUCAUCUACACCACACUGUUUCUGUCCUGUCUGCUGGGCUGGGAGUUCGUGCUGUCGCCGCGGUUGCAGGAGCACUCGGAGUUGACCAAGUCGCUGGACCCGAACUCGAAGGAGACGGUGGGCGGGUGGUACGGGACCAAUGCGCUGCCGAGCUUCGAGGGCGUCCUGCAGCUGAAGACGUUGGAUUCGUCGCUGCUGCCGGCGAAGGAGACGCCCAAGGCGGGCGCGGAGAGCACAAGACGGUUGAUUGUGGUGGGGGACGUGCAUGGGUGCCGGAUGGAGUUGGAACGCCUCCUCGAAGAAGUCACCUUCAAUGACAAGACCGACCACCUCAUCUUCACCGGCGACCUGAUCAGCAAGGGCCCCGACAGUCCCGGCGUGGUCGACCUGGCCCGGAAACACGCCGCCUCCUGCGUGCGCGGCAACCACGAAGAUCGCGUGCUGCUGGUGCGCCAAGAACUCGCGGAGAUGGACGCCAUGACGGACACGUCGGGCGACGAGUACAUGGACGGGCUGUCGACGUCCGGCGCCCAAAGAGAUCUCCAAAUGGCCCGCAACCUCACCGACGAGCAGGCGGAGUGGCUCGACGCAUGUCCCGUGAUCCUGAACGUCGGCCACAUCCCCACGAUGGGCCAGGUCGCCGUGGUGCAUGGCGGGCUGGUCCCCGGGGUGGAUUACGACAAGCAGGAUCCGUUCAGCGUGAUGAACAUGCUGACGAUCGAUCUGGACACCCAUCUCCCGAGUUCCAGUCGCGACGGGAAGAAGUGGACCAAGUUCUUCAACAAACACCAAUCUCUCACCUACAAAUCCACCAAGCACGCCGACGCCCAGGCCACCGACUCCCAGGCCACGACCGUCAUCUACGGCCACGACUCCAAGUCCUCCCUCAGCAUCAACACCUACACCAAGGGUCUGGACUCGGGCUGCGUCAAGGGCGGGGAGCUGACCGCCUUGGUCAUCGCCGACGGCGGCGACCAGAAAGUCAUCCAGGUCCGGUGUAACAACUAUCUGGAGAAGUAG